Xenopus laevis (African clawed frog) is the source of this 1521-nucleotide messenger RNA. RefSeq names its product cilia and flagella associated protein 300 L homeolog (gene cfap300.L). The coding region runs from base 274 to 1077 and encodes 267 amino acids. The record is from RefSeq and is a predicted model, not a curated record. The transcript has 7 exons. NCBI's taxonomy places the organism in Eukaryota, Metazoa, Chordata, Amphibia, Anura, Pipidae. Gene Ontology annotation, cellular component: axoneme.
AAUACCAGUAUUUAAAACAUGUUUAUUGCCCAGCUAUUAUUAUUUACAUAAGUAAGUGGACCCCGUAAAUGAGGACUUGGGUUAUAUCCUAUGAUUAGACCAGCAGAAAUAGUAAUGACUAAUUUAGUGAUAACUGGAACCAUAGAUGUGGCGGAACGACUCCGCUUCGUCGCAGUUGCGGUCGGGCCCAUUUUCUGGUUGCGCAUAUUCCCUGGUUUCCUUGGAUACGGGAGACGCGGCGGGAUACACAAGCAGUGAAUGUGACAGAGAAAGAUGUCUGCCGGAAGCUUCCCUACCGAACCGGCUACAUUUACCUUUUCCCCCAUCCUGAACAAAACAUUCGGUUUUCUCACAGACCGUGACACUCGGGAGCUGCUGAUGAAAUGGUCUAUGAAUGGCAGAAUCACAGCCCAAGCCUUUCGCUAUGAUGAGUGUUUCCAGUCGUACCAAAAGAAUGAUUUUGUUUGGGCUUUUUUCCAAGAUCCAGAUGUACUUUCCCAUUUGAAGGUAGUCUCUGAAAAUUCUGGCCAAUGGGUAAGACUAGGCACCAAAGUAAAGAAAGUUGAUGUAGAAGAAAUCCCCUGUUCUCAUCUGUCAAUGUCAAUUUUUGACUGCCUGUACUCCGAAGGAAUCGUAAGAGAAAGUGGGCACAUUUGCAAGUGUCUUGAUGAAUACAUAGAUGACUUCACUAUUUCAGAUGAACUCCGCAAGGUCCUUCUAGUGGAUGACUGUGAUAAAUUUGACAUUUUCAAGCAAUCAGACAGAGAACAGUUUCUCUUCCUUCUCUUUAAACAUCUCUGUCUUGGGGGAGCAAUCUGCCAGUUUGAAGAUAUGAUUGGCCCUUAUCUGGAAACGACAAAAUCUAUUUAUAAAGACCUCUUAAGUGUUCAGAAAGAUUCUGAAACAAAACAGAUACGGAUUAUUUCAACAGUCUUUAAAGUAUUGGCAUAUGAUGAGAAUGGAAUGUGCUAUCCAUCAAGCAGGCCACACCAGCAGACGUUUGCUUACCUCAUUGUGGACCCACUGAAGCGUCAUGUUUACGUGUUGUACCACUGCUUUGGCGGGGGAGCCUUUUGAAGCCGCUGCCCAUAGUAUCUGUCUUCUUGAAAAAUGGAUGCUGUGACUCAUACCUUCAAAUAUGUUUCAGUUUAUCCAGUGAAACGGUGGAAUUUGCUUAUUUCAGCAGAAAGGUAGAUCAGAAGACCUGCAGAUCCAUCCUGACGCAGUGUUUAUUAUUACUUUCACUCCUAUUUAUUGAAUUUUUUAACUUGAGUUCAGGGUUAUUGAUAUGUGACAACACACACUGGGAAUUAUAGUUCAAAAUAUAUAUAUAUAGUUCCUCACCAUAAAUCAGGGAAGUAAAAACUCCCAGCAUUCUCUGGAAGCCACUAUAGUUCAUUAAUAUUUGGAGGGCUGCUAGUUGCCUAGCCUUGCUAAUAUUUUCAUCAUCCUUGUGGCAUUUAAGUUGCAUUGAAUUAUUUAUUAUUAAAAAGAAUAUAUUUUUUAUGUUCUUAAAAUGAA